Messenger RNA from Salmo salar (Atlantic salmon), 1355 nucleotides. RefSeq names its product Coiled-coil domain-containing protein 16 (gene ccd16). Gene Ontology annotation, molecular function: nucleic acid binding; zinc ion binding. The record is from RefSeq and is marked provisional. Gene Ontology annotation, cellular component: nucleus; spliceosomal complex. Lineage: Eukaryota; Metazoa; Chordata; Actinopteri; Salmoniformes; Salmonidae. Gene Ontology annotation, biological process: nuclear DNA replication; mitotic DNA damage checkpoint signaling; mitotic DNA replication checkpoint signaling.
CUUUCAGAAAUUUUGUUUUGAAACGCAAAUAAAUAAUGCCUCCAAAGAAUAAGCAGAAGAAAGUGAUUCAUCAAGAUGAACUGCGUCGGUUAAUGAGAGAGAAACAAAAGCAAACGAUAGAUAAGAAGCGUGUCGAAUCCCCUUAUGCCAAGUACAACAGUCUCGAUCAUCUUAGCUGCGUACUCUGCAACGAGCGGGUAAAGAAUGAAAUAUUGUGGCAGACUCACGUUCUUGGAAAACAACAUAAGGAGAAAGUUGCCGAGCUCAAGGGGUCUAAACAAAGUUCAACAGGUCAAGGACCCCAGCCCCCGCUGAAAAGGAAAGCAUUGGAUUCUGAAGACACGAAUGGGAAAAAGUCUAAACCAGUGGCAGGUAACGAGCAGGCAUCUACGUCGUCAGGGCUGCCUGAUGUUUUCUUUGCGAAACCUGCCCCGCCUGGGCCGAAGAAACUAACUGGAAUUUUGAAAAAAACAUCUGCUGGACUGAGUCUUCUGGCCGGAGUCUAUAAUGAAGACGAUGACGAAGAGCAGGCUGGUGACUCUGACUGGGGGGCAGCCUCCAGCUCGGGUGUGCAGAAGGGGACACCUGCCCCAGGACUCCCAGCUGAUUUCUUUGACAACAGCACCAUUCCAGCUGUCCCAGCUGCCUCUCAUUCCGGGUCUAUCCUCAAACCAGAUGAAACUGAGAAGAGUGUGGAGAAGAAGGAAAAUACACCUGAAGCACUACCAGAAGGCUUCUUUGACGACCCAGUGAGAGAUGCCAAAGUCCGCAAUGUUGACGCUCCCAAAGAUCAAAUGGAUAAGGAGUGGGAAGAGUUCCAAAAGGAAAUGCGGCAGGUGAACACUAAAUCAGAGGCCAUUGUAGCCGAGGAUGACGAGGAGGGACGUUUUGAGCGUCAGAUUGAUGAAAUCGAUGAGCAAAUCGAAUGUUACCGGAGGGUUGAGGUAUUGAGAGAUAAGCAAGAUGUGGUGAAGAAGGUUGUGAAGGAGAAGACCGAAGACCAGGAAGACUCCAGGGGAAGCGAUGAGGAGGAUGAAGAAGAGCUGCUCCACUUGCUGUCAAGAGACUGGAGGGCUAAAGGGGCCCUUGCUUAAAAUUCCUGGGUCCUUUUGACCCUAAUAGGGUCAAUGUUUCUCCAGAUUGUAAAUAAAAUAUCAAAGUUGCAAAGGAGCCAGCUUCUUUCCUCUGUCAAUGGCAAACCUUUGUUCAGGAUAUUGAAUGUGUAAGUGUUGUCUUGUACUGUAUAUAAAACUUGCUCUUGUGGUAAAUGCUGUUUUUCUAAUGUUACGCACAUGCAGAAAUCAUCAUGUGUAUGAAAUACUGUACUAUCAGCACUUAUUAAAAAAAAUGUUGGG